Messenger RNA from Maudiozyma saulgeensis, 441 nucleotides. NCBI's taxonomy places the organism in Eukaryota, Fungi, Ascomycota, Saccharomycetes, Saccharomycetales, Saccharomycetaceae. The record is from the annotation of a GenBank genome assembly.
AUGGGUAUCAGAUUUAUGUUAUGUUUUAACAAACAAGGUGUCGUGAGACUUGUACGUUGGUUUGCCACAAGUGAUAAUUCGACAGAUCCACAGGAAGAAAUAUCCCAAAUAUAUCGAUUGAUAUCGAGUAGAGACCACAAACAUCAAUGUAAUUUCUUUGAAUUCUCGGAUGAUACUAAAUUAGUGUAUAAAAGAUACGCAGGGUUAUAUUUCGUUAUUGGUAUAGAUAUAACGGACGAGGAACCUAUUUACCUGUCACAUAUUCAUCUCUUUGUUGAGGUACUAGAUGCUUUUUUUGGGAACGUCUGUGAAUUGGAUAUUGUAUUUAAUUUCUACAAAGUAUACAUGGUUAUGGAUGAGAUGUUUUUAGGUGGAGAAAUACAAGAAGUUUCAAAAGAUGUCUUGUUAGAGAGACUAAGUACUACUGAUAGAUUAGAAUAG